GAGCCGAAGCGGCUGCAGCUGGCGCCGCGUCUGCCCCGCGUGCUAGGAGCAGAUUCUGCCCGCCGCCCCUGGAGCCUUCAGUGCCCCCGCUGAACCCGCGAUCGCAUCCUACCUGUGAUCGACCGGCGCUGCAGCUCAGAGCCUGGCAAUGCCGUUUGGGUGUGUGACUCUGGGUGACAAGAAGAACUACAACCAGCCAUCGGAGGUGACUGACAGAUAUGAUUUGGGACAGGUCAUCAAAACUGAAGAGUUCUGUGAGAUCUUCCGGGCCAAGGACAAGACAACGGGCAAGCUGCACACCUGUAAGAAGUUCCAGAAGCGGGACGGCCGCAAGGUGCGGAAGGCAGCCAAGAACGAGAUAGGCAUCCUCAAGAUGGUAAAACAUCCCAACAUCUUGCAACUGGUGGAUGUGUUUGUGACCCGCAAGGAGUACUUCAUCUUCCUGGAGCUGGCCACGGGGAGGGAGGUGUUUGACUGGAUCCUGGACCAGGGCUACUACUCGGAACGAGACACAAGCAACGUGGUGCGGCAGGUGCUGGAGGCCGUGGCCUACCUGCACUCACUCAAGAUCGUGCACAGGAACCUCAAGCUGGAGAACCUGGUUUAUUACAACAGGCUGAAGAACUCAAAGAUUGUCAUCAGCGACUUCCACCUGGCUAAGCUAGAGAAUGGCCUCAUCAAGGAACCCUGUGGGACCCCUGAGUACCUGGCCCCGGAGGUGGUAGGCCGGCAGCGGUAUGGCCGCCCUGUGGACUGCUGGGCCAUUGGAGUCAUCAUGUACAUCCUGCUUUCAGGGAACCCGCCUUUCUACGAGGAGGUGGAGGAAGAUGACUACGAGAACCACGACAAGAAUCUCUUCCGCAAGAUUCUGGCUGGCGACUAUGAAUUUGACUCCCCGUACUGGGAUGACAUCUCACAGGCGGCCAAAGACCUGGUCACAAGGCUGAUGGAGGUGGAGCAAGACCAGCGGAUCACUGCAGAAGAGGCCAUCUCCCACGAGUGGAUUUCUGGCAAUGCUGCUUCUGAUAAAAACAUCAAGGAUGGUGUCUGUGCCCAGAUUGAAAAGAACUUUGCCAGGGCUAAGUGGAAGAAAGCUGUCCGAGUGACGACUCUCAUGAAGCGGCUCCGGGCACCGGAGCAGUCGGGUGCCGCUGCAGCUCCGUCCGCCCCAGCCACAGACACUGCCGCUCCCGGGGCUGCAGGUGGGGCCGCAGCUGCAAGUGCAGCUGCCCCAGCUCUUGGGGGCAGUGCCACCUCAGUCAUAGCAGGUGAUGCUGCAAAGAGUGAUAAUGUAGUCCCUGCAGACCGUAGCGGCACCCCAGCAACAGAUGGGAGCGUCACCCCAGCCACCGAUGGGAGUGUCACCCCAGCCACUGAUGGGAGCGUCACCCCUGCCACGGAUGGAAGCGUCACGCCAGCCACUGACAGGAGUGCUACUCCAGCCACUGAUGGGAGAGCCACACCAGCCACGGAAGAGAGCACUGUGCCCACCAGCCAAAGCAGUGCCACCCCUGAGCCGGCUUUGGCCCAGCCGGACAGCAUAGCCCCAGGGGGCACAACAGGCCAGGCUCCACCCUCUAGUAAAGGGGAAGAGGCUGCCGGCUCUGUCGGGUCUCAGAGGGAGGAGACCAGCUGA
Artibeus jamaicensis (Jamaican fruit-eating bat) is the source of this 1636-nucleotide messenger RNA. It is a transcript of the gene CAMKV, whose product is annotated as CaM kinase like vesicle associated. Gene Ontology annotation, cellular component: intracellular anatomical structure. The record is from RefSeq and is a predicted model, not a curated record. NCBI's taxonomy places the organism in Eukaryota, Metazoa, Chordata, Mammalia, Chiroptera, Phyllostomidae. Gene Ontology annotation, molecular function: calmodulin binding; ATP binding; calcium/calmodulin-dependent protein kinase activity. Gene Ontology annotation, biological process: peptidyl-serine phosphorylation. Bases 149 to 1636 code for a protein of 495 amino acids. The transcript has 11 exons.